AUGGCACACGGAGCGGAGGACUGCGCAACUGUCCUGGAGCAGUUCGUUCACGAUGUUGCGAACCUCCCGGCCGAGAUCAACCACCUGAUGGAAGAAAUCCAGGCCAAGGACAAGAUCAUGCAAGAGUGUCGCUCAACCAUCAACUCCCGCGACAGCAGCAUUCAGAAAUUCAUCAAACUGAACGGCAGUCUGGCGCCAAACCCCAAAGAGGAGCAAUAUGGCAAGACCAUCCUAGAAAACAUGGAUAAAUCGCACGAACUACAGACGGAGAAGAUCCAACUCAGCGAGAAGGCCUGCGUCCUCCUCGAUCGCCAAAUCAAGCGCCUAGACGUGCGCAUUCGCGAUCUAGUCAACGAGGGCCUUCUCACAAACGACCCUCCCCUACCAUCCCUCUUCGACUCAAAGAACAAAUACCGCAACCCACCCAAAGUCUUCUUCCCAGACUCAACACCCUCCGAAUCCCCAGCCUACUCAACCCCUCUCCACCAAACCUCUGGCAACGCAAACCCAAUCCUAGCAGCCGCCCAACGCCUCAACCAAUCCACAACACCACGCCCACAAGGCUCAGCAGCCCAGCUCGCUCAAUCUACAGCCCGCAGCUCCGCACCCGCCACCCCCGCCGCUGCCGCAGUCGUCCACCUCCAACAACGCCAGCGCGAAUCCUCAGCAGGCGCAGUGGACUCCAAGCGCCGCCGCCUGAACCCAGCACUCGGCACUCUCCCCGCCGCAUCCUCAAACCUGCGCCAAUCAUCUCUCGGCCCUGGAACACCCAAACCAGGCACGCCGGCCGGUAGUCGCGCGGGGAGUGUACCGCGCUCUAGCGCCGUGAUCAAGAAGGCGUUGACGAAGAAGAUCGCGCCCCACCAGCAGGUCAAGAAGCUUAAGACUUCAAAUGGGAAGUUGAUUAAGCGGUCUUCGAGUAGUGGACGCAUCAAGGCUUCGAAGAAAUCGCCUAACGGCGAGGGUGACGAGGAUGAUGAUUCCAUGCUUAGUAGUGCUGAUACCUCCGAUUCGGAUAAGAGUGAUGGUGGUGCGGAUGAGGAUGUCGAUGAUGAGGAGGAGGAUGAGGGAAAUGAGGAUUCGAAGGUCUAUUGUACUUGUCGGACGGUCAGCCAUGGGGACAUGGUUGCUUGCGAUAAUGAUGAAUGUCCUUACGAGUGGUUCCAUUGGAAGUGUGUUGGGUUGACGAGGGAGCCUGUGGGAACGUGGUAUUGUGAUGAAUGUCGGCGAACUCUGGGCAAAUAG
This is a messenger RNA of Penicillium soppii, 1245 nucleotides long. RefSeq names its product putative PHD finger domain protein. Gene Ontology annotation, biological process: regulation of DNA-templated transcription. The record is from RefSeq and is a predicted model, not a curated record. The coding region runs from base 1 to 1245 and encodes 414 amino acids. Lineage: Eukaryota; Fungi; Ascomycota; Eurotiomycetes; Eurotiales; Aspergillaceae. The transcript has a single exon. Gene Ontology annotation, cellular component: Rpd3L-Expanded complex; Rpd3L complex; nucleus.